AUGAAGAAAAUUUCAAAUUAUAUUGGUGCCUUGAUAGGAAAAGGGAACACUCCAUUUUUACAGAAGAUUAAUUAAAGUUCAUUGAUGACUAAUAGUCCAACUAUAUUAAUGACUGAUAUAUUAUACUUAAUUGAAUGUUUUGAAGGAUAUGGUUCAGAAUGUUAAGGAAUUUACUUAACAGGACAAGAAUAUUUAUAAUAAUUUUUUGGGGAACUAUCUAAGAAACCAUUGAGUGGGUUGAUGGCAGUAAAGAUUGCAUUAACAAUACAUUUAGUUUUAUAUGAAUUUUAGAUAGGAGAAAUAGUAGCAGAUGAAAUGAUCUCAAGUAAUAAUAAACUAUAAGUAAUUGAGACUUAAAGUCAUGGGUAAUUUGUUUAGAAUUAUUUAAUGUACUUAUUCAAGUUAGCUUAAAAUUUAAAAUUGUUUUACUCUUGUAAAAUAGGGCAAUAUCCACUCUUUGAUUAGGAAAUUACUUAUAUAAAUUAUACUGAGUCAACUCGAGAGAAUUAAAUAAAUUAAUUUAAAAUCUUUAAAAAGUAAUAAAACUUUAAAGAUACUAAUCUUUAAUAUAGAGAGUAUUAAUAAAAAAAGCUUGAAGAUCAUUUAUAAAAUACAACAGGCUACAUAACUAUAGAUUAAAAAAUUCUUUAUUUAUUUAAAUUAUAAAAUUUGUUGAAUCAAUGUUUACAAAUACUAAAUCUUUGUAUAGGAGUGUGUUAAAUUGAAAAAUAAGACAUCAAAAAUAUAUAUGUAGAAAUAAGUUGUGUACUUUGGAAUGAUGCUAUGGUUAUGUACAAAUUUGCAACUUUAGAGGUAUGUAUAUUUAUAGAAACAAUGGUAGAUAAAUAAACUACUAGAUUCAUUUAGAUUCUUGCCACUUUAAUAACUAUAAUCUUUAUAAUAGGUAUAUUGGGCUACAACUAAUUCUACAAAGAGUAUUAAGUGGAUAUUUAAUAAUAGAAAAUAUUUCGAUAAUUAAAAUAUUGUUAAAUAACCAUUUUGGUUAGAAGAGAAUAAUCAAAUAACUAGAGAAAUACAAAAUAGUAUCAUCGAUAGUAAAAUUAACUCAAUUCCAGAGUAAAAUUACUUAUAAAUGCAGGUCAUGUCGUUAACUGAAGUUAUAGACUCCAAAAAGUUCCAAUAUAAAAACUCCUUAACAAAUUCAACAACCAUAUUCAGGAAGAAUUCAAAAUUAAAAGAAUUUACCUUUUUUUAUAGCUCAUAAAAAAUUAUAAGAAUCAAUAUCUUAAUAUACUGAAAUAAAAGAUCAAAGUUAAUAACAGAAUAAUUAAAAGAACAAUAAUAUCAAACAUGCAAUAUAUCCAAUAUUUUCAGAUGAAGAAAUGUAAUUAUCUCCAAAAGUGCAAUAAUAACAAUUAAUAAAAUGA
Molecule: messenger RNA, 1388 nt
Organism: Paramecium sonneborni
Lineage: Eukaryota; Ciliophora; Oligohymenophorea; Peniculida; Parameciidae
Source: the annotation of a GenBank genome assembly